Molecule: messenger RNA, 1758 nt
Organism: Closterium sp. Yama58-4
Lineage: Eukaryota; Viridiplantae; Streptophyta; Zygnematophyceae; Desmidiales; Closteriaceae
Source: the annotation of a GenBank genome assembly
AUGCCUCCUUGUCUCUGGUCUUCCCAAGUCUCUGCCUGCCCUCCCUCCCUCGCCUGCCCCGCCCAACGUUCCUUGUGUCGAGGGGCGGCAGCGCGCCGCUCCUCACUCCUCCUCGUUUCCCCCGACGACUGCUCCCCUGCAGACUCUCCACUUGGACUCUUCCCCUUGCGCAGCAAGGGGGAGGUCCCUGAUGUCUUGAUCCCUUGGAUCCGCGCUGUUCGUCUCCAGCUCCACGAGCGGUUCCGCACGGACCUUCCUGUCCUGCGUCUGCACUCUGACAGAGGCGGUGAGUUCUCCUCCGACCUCUUGCGGGACUUUUGUCGUGGGGAGGGCAUCCUCCAGUCGUUCACGCUUCCGGCCUCUCCGCAGCAGAAUGGGGUUGCUGAGCGCCGCAUUGGCUUAGUCAUGGAGAUCGCUCGUACCUCCAUGAUCCAUGCGGCUGCCCCCCAUUUUCUGUGGCCGUUUGCGGUCCGGUACGCCGCGCAUCAGCUCAACCUCUGGCCCCGUGUCUCCUUGCCGGAGACCUCGCCCACACUGCUGUGGACGGGGGAGGUUGGCGAUGCGUCGCGCUUCCGGGUCUGGGGUGCUCGUGCCUUUGUCCGCGAUACCACUGCGGACAAGCUCUCCUCUCGCGCUGUUCCCUGCGUCUUCCUUGGCUUUCCCCCUGACGCGCCUGGCUGGCAGUUUUACCACCCCACCUCGCGCCGUGUCUUCGCGUCCCAGGACGUCACCUUUGACGAGUCGGUUCCCUUCUACCGUCUCUUCCCCUACCGCACUGCCCCUCUUCCCCCCCCGCCGCUCUUCCUCGCUCCAGGUCCCCCUCCGGUAGACCCCCUCCCCCCUCAGGGUCCUGCUCCUUCAGGUGUGUCUCAGGUAGACCCACUUCCCUUGGCUGAGCCUGUCGAGGUCACUGGUGACUCAGGUGCUGCUGGGGGUGGUCCUGCUCGGGGUGCUGCGCCUGGGGGUACUGAGCCUGAGCGUGCGGAGCCUAGGGGUGCUGAGCUUGAGCGCGCGGAGCCUGGGAGUGCCAAGCCUGAGCGUGCAGAGCCUGGGGGUGCUGAGCCUGAGCGUGCGGAGCCUGAGAGUGGUGAGCCUGGGGGUGCUGAGCCUUUGCGUGCGGAGCCUGAGGUUGCUGAGCCUGGGGGUGCUGCGUCUGAGGGUGCUGAGCCUGGGGGUGCUGCGUCUAGGGGUGCUGAGCCUGAGGGUGCUGAGCCUGGGGGUGCUGCGUAUGCUGGUGGUCCUCCGAUCGCGUUGGUGGAGCUCGAGGCACAGGAGCUGGAGGCACUAACGCUGGGGGCGCUGGAGCUGGAGGUGCUGGAGCUGGAGGUGCUGGCGCUGGAGGUGCUGGAGCUGGAGGCGCUGGAGCUGGAGGCGCUGGAGCAGGGGGCGCUGGAGCUGGAGGCGUUGCUGCUGGAGGUGCUGGAGCUGGAGGUGCUGGAGCUGGAGGCCCUGUGCAGCAGCGACCGUUUUUCUUGCCGCCGCCGCAGCUGUCCGAGCUUCCGCCCGAGUCGUGUUCCUCGGAAUCAGCACCGUCAUCACCCCUCUAGCCGUCUCCAAUCCAAGCCACAGCGGCUUCACGUCGAGCAGCAGCAGAUCCUGCACCUUCUCAUUCCCUUCGCCGCUCACAAUCGCUGCCUGAACCGCCGCGCCAUACGCGACGACCUCGUCGGAGUUGAUGCUCUUGCAGAGCUCCUUUCCGUUGAAGUACUCCUGCAGCAACUGCUGCACCUUGGGAAUGUGAGUAGACCCGCCGACUAG